Messenger RNA from Periconia digitata, 1753 nucleotides. The record is from the annotation of a GenBank genome assembly. NCBI's taxonomy places the organism in Eukaryota, Fungi, Ascomycota, Dothideomycetes, Pleosporales, Periconiaceae.
UCUUAUAUUGAACCAUGCUGCAAGUGAUGCAAACAGCGGUAUGCUGUCUAAUGAAUUGGCGAGAAACGCAACCUGAGCCAGUUGGGUGCUGUUGGACAAAUGCAGUGUCGCCACAUGCUUUCUCUACUUCCCAUAAGACAGUAGUGUGUUCAACGCUGAAGCGUCUCACCUGAAUUCGUGGUAAUCUUCUCGUGGGGCCCUUUCAUUAGAGUGCGAGUAAGACGGUUGACUCAAGGUCAAGAACAACGGCCUUAUUGUUCAGCUGUCAACUUUACAAAACAUGGUUAAAGUCAUAAUGACUAGACGUGUAAUAGUGCAAUCGAAAAAUGUAAAGCUUCAUAUUCAUUGGAGUCUUAGAAUAAGUGACUUGUUUGAUUCCUUCACCUGCAGAUUCUCAUGUACCAUUAUCCCUCUCUCCUGUGAGAGGGGCUUAAUUGCCGGAACCCCAUUCCGAUUGCGGAACGAACAAGAGUGGGUGCCCUCACAUAAAGUUUCAAGCUUUUCGAAUCAUAACAUCGCCACAUCAACUGAACAUCUAAACAACACACAAUGACCGAGAAGAAGGAAAUCAAGGUGGGGGAGAGUUUGAGCAUCGCCUAUCUAGGGCCGAAGGCAAGCUAUACACAUCAGGCCGCGCUCGACGCUUUCCGCGAUGAGUCCUACACUUUGGAUCCGCAAAUCACAAUUGAAGAUGUUUUCUCCGCCGUGCAAGCAGGCAAAGCAUAUCGAGGUGUCGUUCCUUUCGAGAACAGCACAAACGGCUCCGUAGUUUUCACACUUGACCUCUUCGCAGACCUACACAACAGGUAUCCGGAUAUUCUGGUUUGUGGUGAAUCCUACAUUCCUGUGCAACACUGCCUGCUGGGCCACUUUCCAGACGAUAAGCGCGGACCUUCCGCGACGCCAAACACCGCAUCCAACGUGAUUGAAUCACCGCUCAGCUCUGGCGCUGUAACGCCUACCAACAGAGAGCCUAUCCCACAGAAGCCAACGGCCCGGCCAAUUGGCGACCUCUCCCGGAUCCGCAAAAUCUACUCUCACCCACAAGCGUGGGGCCAGUGCAAGAUCUUCCUCAAUGCGUAUUUGAAAGGCAUUGAAAGACAAGAUGUCAGUUCCACAAGCCGGGCGGCUGAACUGGUCAGUGAAGAUGAGAGUGGGACGAGUGCAGCGAUCAGCUCUGCGAUUGCAGCCAAGCUUUUUGGGUUGAAGGUGUUGGCCAAGGGAAUUGAAGAGAGAGGGGACAACACCACGAGAUUUUUCGUCAUCAAACGAAAGGACACAGACGACGACAGAAUAACAGAUCAGGUGGCAAACGAUCAAGAGCAAGCGAGUGCUGAGCAGUGGAAGUCGCUGGUAUCCUUCACUGUAGAUCACGCGAAUCCCGGGGCGCUUGCCCACUCGCUGUCCGUCUUCGAGAGAUAUGGUCUGAACCUCACAUCCAUCAAUACCCGACCCAGCGGCGUAGAGAAUUGGAACUAUAUAUUCUUUGUCGAAAUCAAGGGUCGGAAGAUUGAAGGGAACGAGGAUGAAGGCGAAGUCAACCAGGCGUUGAGAGACCUGGACAAAGUGUGCAGGGGGCGGAGAUGGCUAGGCAGUUGGAGGAACAGACUUCGUGACAGUGUGUAAUCCUGAGAGCAUGAGUUUCUGGGAGAUCCGGCACGGCCCUGCGAUUCUUAACCCGACGUUUUGGGGUCCCCAGGGCGACAAAUUUCGGUUUUCUCAUCUGGAGCGCAUUUCGCAUUUCAAGCCUAUU